AUGUGCUCUCUUGCAGAACGAGAUACCAUCACACCUGCUACCGGAAGCAGUGAUGUCAGCUUCAUCGUGCAGCCAACACCACAAAAUAAUUCUACAACGGCUCGAGUCACGCCAAUCACUACUCUGAUAGGACGCCCUGACCCGAGCCCUGAAUUCACUACGCCGCUACAUGGGGAAAUCAUCCCACAACUUUCCACUAACCAAGUACGAUCUCUUUCCACCCUUAGAUCUGUGCCAUGCAGGUCAAGUGACUUACUUCAAGUGAUCACCAUCUGUAAGUUGGCGUGUCUCGACUUACGAGAAUGCGGAGCGCAAGUCAGCUACUGUGAUCCCGGCCUAUGAUGGCCACAUGACCGAGGGUCGAUGAAUUAUAAACGCUCGGCCUCCUUCUGUAUAAGCCUACUAGUAAACCUACCAAACCUAAUUGCCGGAGGACACACUAAUGAAACUAAAGCUUCACUGCCCAGUCACU
This is a messenger RNA of Serpula lacrymans var. lacrymans S7.9, 472 nucleotides long. RefSeq lists its product as uncharacterized. NCBI's taxonomy places the organism in Eukaryota, Fungi, Basidiomycota, Agaricomycetes, Boletales, Serpulaceae. Bases 1 to 342 code for a protein of 113 amino acids. The record is from RefSeq and is a predicted model, not a curated record. The transcript is spliced from 4 exons.